CGAUCGUUCGCUCGCUAGAGGGGAGAUGGGAAACCGUCUGGCGCGUCUGAGCAGUGGAACGCCAUCGAGAGUCAGUCGAGGCGAAGUCGCCGACCAGAGCGGUAAUAUUCAAUUUUCAAUAAGAUACAUAUAUAUACAUAGUUAUAUAUAUACACACAGCCAAACAGUGUUCACAAAUUUUGAGAUAGAGACACAAAUGACUCGAAGUAGUUUAGUGUAUAAUAGUUUAGUAAACGUACUGAAUCGUUGAGACUGGUGAUUAUAGUGGUUUAUGAUUAAAAUUUAAAACAUUUGUAUAUGUAUACUUUCAUAUCAAGAGUGCUUCUAUCGCUCGUGUUAUUUUUGUACUAGGCAUAUAUUUUAAGUGUUUAUUGUGCAUUGAAGUGUAUCGGAUUUUGGAUGGAUAUUGGAUUUUAUCAGUGUUAACCAAGGAUUAUUUUUUCAAAGUGUUCUACGAGAUGGCGAUGACGGCUUGUUAUUCCAAUUACGCCGAUUUGGCACCGACGCAUGUUCAACAGCAGCAUCCGCAACAGCAGCAACAAUGCUUUGCUACCAAUGCUGCCACGACGGUUUUGCAGCAGCAGCAACAACAGAUGCAACAGCAUCCCCAACAACAAACUAGGAUACAACCCGUGCAACAAAAGGAUUACAGUAUACCGUUGCACGUCGAUUGUAGUGUAGAAUAUGAACUUCCGAAUCAGGCCAAACCGCCGGCCGGUUCGCGUGUCGAGCCGCUGCUCAUGAUACAUCCAUGCUACUUCCGCAAAAUGGAAAGUCAAAGGCGUAGUCCUUUCAUCAAUAAUAUGCCGCCGGUUACGAAUAGUAGUCGUUCGUCGAGUAGUUCAAACGCCGCUGCGGCCGCGGCUUCGAGCAGGAGACGAGCUGCGGCAGUUCAGCAACAGCAAUUGGUUGCGCAACAACAGCAGCAGCAACAACAGCAAUUGUCGCACCAACAACAAUUGUCACAACAGCUGUCGCAGCAACAACAACAGCUCGCUCAGCAGCAGCAGCACCAUAUGUACACGCAACAGCAACAGCAGCAACACCAAGCAUCUUGGGAACAACAGCAACACGUGGUUCCCGCUAUGCCCGCGCUCGUGCCGAUCGCGGCGGGCGCACAAGCCAUGUCGAUGUACAGCAAACCCGUAGGAAAACGUGAUCUUAUGCUGUCCGGCGGCUUGAGUUAUACGACGGAUACAUCGGCUGUUGCGACGGCGUCUAGUAUACCCGGAGUGCAUUGGGAUGCGGAGAGGAGUCCUUUGGCUGCGAUACCGCGGGACUAUCAGCAGUCCGGUCCCGAGCACGCGGCCACGGUUCAUCAUCAGCAUCAGCACCAUCAUCAUCAUCAUCAUCACCCGCAGCAUCAUCCCGAAAAACAUCAACAACAGCAACAGCAGCAACAGCAUCAGCAGCAGCAACAACAACAGCUGCAGCAGCAGCAGCAGCAACAACAGCAACACCAGAAUACAAUACUGUCGGGCAAAUAUCGGCAGUAUUUGCGAGCGCAUCGCCUACAUCCGUACAUGGAGCGCGCGGCCGCAUUUCAACCACCGCCUGCACUGCAGCAGGUCUCAUGUUACAACGUGUGA
Molecule: messenger RNA, 1589 nt
Organism: Ctenocephalides felis (cat flea)
Lineage: Eukaryota; Metazoa; Arthropoda; Insecta; Siphonaptera; Pulicidae
Product: centrosomal and chromosomal factor-like
Exons: 1
Coding region: 459-1589 (376 amino acids)
Source: RefSeq, a predicted model, not a curated record